Molecule: messenger RNA, 1846 nt
Organism: Biomphalaria glabrata
Lineage: Eukaryota; Metazoa; Mollusca; Gastropoda; Planorbidae
Product: adipokinetic hormone/corazonin-related peptide receptor variant I-like
Exons: 10
Coding region: 180-1427 (415 amino acids)
Biological process (GO): G protein-coupled receptor signaling pathway
Cellular component (GO): membrane
Molecular function (GO): G protein-coupled receptor activity; peptide binding
Source: RefSeq, a predicted model, not a curated record
GGCGUGAAUACAGUCUAUCUUGGGAUAUCCGCCACCUGCCUAGUAUUACGAGUCUACACUGUACAUUGUUCAUUGUGGAUGAGAAAUGACGGGAAAGAAAUAGUACUUGAGUGAAGUGAUGGUGUUAGCUGAAUUAGUCCAUUUUAGUGGUCGCCUCUGUAAAGUCUAUAGCAAACAUUAUGUCGGUAUUAAAAAGAGAAUGCAGCACAAGUAACGGAUCUACGCUCUAUCUACACAUGUCUCAAUGGGAUCAUAGUGCUGAGACUUUAACUAUAUCCAAUACGUCAGAAUACGAUACAGAAAAGUUUGAACUAAGACCAGACUGGGAGUUGAAGUAUGAACUGCAGUAUGGCCCGAAUGUGUCAUGUACCACAAUGGUCGUCGAUCUCCCCAAGGACAUGAGGUUCAAUGAAGACAUUGUGAUCUCAGUGGUGGCCUACACCUGCAUGUUCCUGGUAUCCCUGGUGGGAAAUGCCAUGGUAUUCACCACCCUGUGGAGCAGUAGGCGCUCCAGGGUAAAUAUGUGUAUACUUCACCUCUCUGUUGCAGACCUAUUCAUAGCCUGUGUAUUCCUACCUCUAGAGACUUCCUGGCAUAUCACUGUGUCGUGGCGAGCAGGAGAUUUGGCCUGUAGGAUCUGCAUGUUGUUUCGAGCUUUCGGCUUCUAUUUAUCUUCCCAUAUUACGAUGGUCAUUGCCAUUGACCGCUGCAUGUCCAUUGUCCAGCCUUUAAUGAUGAAUGGUGCCUUUAGACGAUGCAGAAUUCUUUUGCUGAUUGCUUACCUUCUCAGUUUCAUCUUCAGUUUACCACAGAGCAUCAUCUUUCACGUGGAACAGCAUCCAUUGUUUCCCUGGUUCUCCCAGUGCGUUACGUUCAACUUCUUCCGGAGUGAAAGCGAAGAGCUGGCCUACGACAUCUUCAACUGUGUGGCUGUGUACGCCCUGCCUCUAGUGGUCAUCGCCACUGCAUACACUUUGAUUUUACUGAAGCUGUCUAGACAACAAAAUAAACACGUGAAAGGGACAUCAUUAUCAAAAAGAAAGUUUUGGAGGAAGAAAAGUUCAAGUAGUUUAACUCCAACUAUGACACUUCUGCACCAAGAAGAAACCAACAUUGGAGCCGUCAUCAGAUGCUCUACCACCCAAACAUUAUCAAAAGCCAAGAUGACUGCUCUCAAGCUGACCUCUUGCAUUGUUGCAGCGUUUCUUAUUUGCUGGGCGCCAUACUUCUCUGUUAUUCUAUAUCAUUGGAUGACAAAAGACACAGAGAAACAGUUGGACACUCGGACACAGAGAAUUUUGUUUAUCUUUGCAGUCUCCAACUCUUGCUUUGAUCCAAUCAUUUAUGGUAUGUUCACAACAACAUUUAGAAAAAGGUUCAGCACAUGGAAAUAUGAACUUAUUCAAAAGUUUUGUGGUUCCAUAUAAACACCAGUAAAAAAACGUUCUGCUUUUGAAGCUACACUAAAAAGUCACUAACGUAGAGGCAGUAAUGAAAAUAGCGCUCUAGUGAAGAGAGACUUCAAAGCACACUAACACCUCUCCACAGAAGAAAUGUGUAGAUAUUUAUGCCUGAGAACAUUGGCAGUAUAAGCCUACCCCCUUUUAUCUUCUUUUUUUUUUACUUUGCAUAAUGUUUAUAAAGGUUUUUUUUUUUCAAAUUAUAAUAUAGCCCUAUAUUUUUUUUAGUGUAGAAUUAUCUUAUGUAUCUGUUUUAUAAAAAAGAAGCCUUUUGUAGAUAAGUGACUUAGACAUUUGACUGUACAGAGUUAAAUUUUCAUAAUUUUAAUGAUGUGAAACUUUAUACGAUAAAUAAUAAAAAUUGUUUUUAUGUAAUUUUAUUGGAA